Sciurus carolinensis (gray squirrel) is the source of this 2739-nucleotide messenger RNA. RefSeq names its product selection and upkeep of intraepithelial T-cells protein 8-like. Lineage: Eukaryota; Metazoa; Chordata; Mammalia; Rodentia; Sciuridae. The transcript has 5 exons. Gene Ontology annotation, molecular function: signaling receptor binding. The record is from RefSeq and is a predicted model, not a curated record. Gene Ontology annotation, biological process: regulation of cytokine production; T cell receptor signaling pathway. Gene Ontology annotation, cellular component: external side of plasma membrane. The coding region runs from base 173 to 994 and encodes 273 amino acids.
ACUAGGUGUAAACUCUGGUAAACAAAGUGCCAACUUGGACUUGAGUGGCGGUGGGUGUCUAUUGCUGGUUUAGCAGCAUUGCUGAACUACUGGCAGGCACUGAGGCAAUGGUUUGAAAGACCUGGAAGGAAAUUUUCUCUGUAUUCUGGAGCUCAAUCUUUAUCCAGAUAUCAUGGAGCCUGCAUCCUCUAAUUUUUCUGGCUACUGUGUAUGCUUUCUUUUCUUGCAAGUGAUAACAUCAACUUCAGAGAAACUGAUGGUAACUGUUCCCAUGGGGCACUUGGUGGCUAGAGUAGGAGGACAGGCUGCUCUCAGCUGCCAGUUGUUCCCACCACGAAGUGCAGAGCACAUGGAGGUGCGCUGGUUCAGGGGUGACAAUUCCACGCUUGUUCACCUAUACAGAGGUGGUCAUGAAGUAAAUGGAGAAGCUGCCCCCGAAUAUGUAAACCGCACAGAGUUUGUGAAAGAGGCCAUGGGAGAGGGCAAAGUGACCCUCAGAAUUCAUAACGUCAGCAUUUCUGAUGAUGGACUGUACUGGUGUUCAUUUAAAGACGCUAACUUCAGUGAUGCAGCCAGCCUGAACCUAAGCGUGGCAGCACUUGGCUGGGAAACACAGAUCAGUGUUCAGGUUCUGAUUAAUGACGGACUCCUGGUGCAGUGUGACUCAGGAGGGUGGUUCCCACAGCCCCAAAUGGAGUGGAGAGACAGCAGGGGAGAGGUAGUUCCACAUUCAUCAAAAUCGUACUCACAGGAUGGAGCCAGACAGUUCCACAUGAAGAUGACUCUUCUCCUCAGAAACCUGUCAGACAGGAUUAUGUGCUAUGUUUGCAACCCUCUAACAGGUGAAGAGAAACGAACAAGUAUCAUCCUAGCAGGUGCCUUCUUUAAUAUGGACUACCUUAGAAUGAAUAUUGUAAUUUUAUUUCCGUGUAUAAUGUUCCUUUUGCUGUUGAUGUACAUACUCUUCUCUUACUGCACAAAAAAAGGUAAAUGAUGCAACAAGGGGGGAAUCUUUAAGGGCUUUAAAUUGAUGGCUAAGUCACAUGUAGGCAAAGCUGUACCUGAAUGUCAACAGGACAGAUGACAGCAAACCAUUCCAUGGACUGAAAACAAACCACAGAAACAAACAAAAUAAUGUUGCUUCUUUUCCCUAGAGAAGUCACAUGGAAGUCUUAUGAUUCCAGAAUUUUCAGAGUAGAGUUGAAGUGAUGUGAAAUGUCCAAGCGGCCAAUAUUUUGUAAAGAAAGUACACCAUUAUUUUGUAAAGACACCAUUAUUUUGUAAAAGAAUAUUAGAAAAUUGUCUAAUUCCACCACCCACCUGUGAACCACAUACUCUCACAUCUCCCAGCUGCAGAUGGUGGGAGCUGAGGGUACCAGGGUGGCUCUGGCGCUGCCCCCUGGAGGAGACCCGAGUCCCUGAUGAGUCAUUCUCACCAGACAUUAACUGUUCCCUCCUUGCCAGAGAGGCUGGGUCCUCCAGGAAGAACCCUGAGCUUUUACUCAUACUUAAAAGCUAAGUGCAAAGGUGAGCCUAGUGAGUUCUCCACAGUGGAGUCACCGUCUCCGGAACCAAGUCUUUCGGGGUAGAUUUGUUCAAGUGUGACUUCUGGGUUUGUGUUUUCAGUGCUGAGGUGAAGUCCAGCCAGAGGACUUCUGACCCACCCAGAGGUGCUUUAUGAGCAUUGCUGAGAGGCACUAUCUCCUUGUGACAUCCCAAAGUUGAUGUUUUAAGUAAGAGAAGCUUCCCAGCCACUAGGUCUGGACCUCGCAGCUACUGGUGGCACAUCCACAUGCAGCACCCGAGGAUCUCUCAUGGUCUUCCUCUCGACCUGCUUUAGCUCCAGCCACUCCUCCUGGACUCCCUUUCUCUCUCUGUGGGACCUGCCAUAUUUUAGGUGCCACCACUGGUGCUUGGUGCUAUUUGAUCAGCUGUCUAUACAACUGUAUUUCUUCUCCCCAUUUGUGGUGAGAGCAGCAGUGCUGUGGAGAAGAGUCUCAGAAAUAAGUGCCCUGUGCUGAGGCUCUGGAAGCCUCUGGGUCACUUUCUGAUUUGCAAAGGGAAGUUUCUUCGACCUUCAGAAUGAAGUCUUGCACAAAGGUUGACUACAAAACAAUGAAAUUGAUUGGAAAGGAAACAAGGGCAAGAGUGGUGUUUCUGUGCAAAAAUUCGAUAGGUUGAAAGAAGAUCAAAUCCCUGAAAUUGAAUCAUAUAUGAUAAUUUCAAUCAAAAAUAAAAGAAACAGUCAGUCAAAAUGAAGUUGAUUCAACUUCCACAUCAAACUCUUCAGAGAUGAAUGAAUCCUGUCAGUCUUGCUCUAAGAUACAUUUAAUUCAACCACUGUCUUCUUGCCCACACAGAAGCCCAUUAGUUUUCAAUAUUACAACUUCUUUGCUUCAGGUUUUUGAAUAAACUAAUAUGAAAUGCUGAUAUAUAAUGGAAACCAAUAACAGGUGCUUUAUAAACAUAUUCUUUUCUCCUGAUUUUAUGAAUUUUGAAAUUAUACAGUGAUCCAUCAGCUACAGAUAUCAGAUACUUCUAAGUACAAUCCUUUCCCCAAUAUAUAACCAAAUUUAUAUAUGUAUAUAACCAAAUUUUUCCAAGUGAUACCACUGUACAACCAAGUAAAACUGUUAGAUGUGAAGGAUAUGAAUUGAAAGAUCAGGUAGUCAACAUAACAGAAAAUAACAAUGAGAUACUUCAUUGAGAAGCAUCAUUCAAAGUGAUAGGAGAUGGAUA